This is a messenger RNA of Dioszegia hungarica, 1146 nucleotides long. RefSeq lists its product as uncharacterized. The record is from RefSeq and is a predicted model, not a curated record. The coding region runs from base 1 to 1146 and encodes 381 amino acids. NCBI's taxonomy places the organism in Eukaryota, Fungi, Basidiomycota, Tremellomycetes, Tremellales, Bulleribasidiaceae. The transcript has 4 exons.
AUGACUCGACCGGCAGAGGAGCAGGAGGAUGAGCUCACCAAAAUCUGGAGCCUAGUCAGCGAAUUAGCAGAACAGCUCGAGAGCAAUCGUCAUCUGGUCAACCAGCUCAAGUCUCGGUCGGACAACGUCAAGGGUCAGGCAGCACAUGUGGGGACUGGCUUCCCGCUGCGACGCUUCAACCUUGAUAUAUCGGACGCAGAGGAGUUCUCGUCCGAGCUCGAAGCGUUCUCCUCGCAUCUGGUCCUCGAGAACCAGCAGCUACAGCAUGAGAAUAAGCAACUCAAUACGCUCCUGAAGGAGUAUGAGCAAACUCUCGAGUCUGUCAUGGGCAAGUUCAGAGGUGUUGCGCAUGCGAGCCAGCAACAUGACCUAUCGCUGCACUCAUACUACACUUCCCUCCUCCAGACACUUCAAACCGCCCACUCCUCGGCUCAUCUUCACGACAACACCUCGCUUUCCCUCCUGCUCCACCGCCUAUCCACGCUUCUCCGCUCGGCCCUGCGCGCUCUCAGCGGCGAAGAUGCCGAGUUCGACCUCGAAGCCCACCUGCCUGGUCUUCUCGCGUCUACCAAGGGCGACGUUGCUGCCGCUGCCUCCGCCGCCUCUUCCCCCAUCUCCCCAUCCCGACCUUCAUCCUUCGCCCCCAAAUCGAUUCGUCGAGCACCGCCUCGACCGCCCGCCUUCCACGGCAGCCAGCCGGGCGCAAGCGGAGGAUACACGGGCACGAACGGGCAAGGAGACUGGGCGCUGGAACGGGAGAUGGAGAUUAUGCGCCUCGAGGAUGAGAAUGCGUCAUUACGGGAGAUGCUUCGAAUAGCACAGGAAAGCACCGAGGAGGCGGAGGUCGAGCAUGCCGAGGAGAUCAAGGCGGACGAGAAGGAUGAGAAGGACACGGCGGCCAGUCCAGUCGUGGAGCCAAAACGAAAGAACUCGUUGACGAUCGAAGAGUUGCAGCUGGGGGCGGAGAAGGAGGAUGAGGCUAAGAGUCACCAGCUCAAGGUGGUGUCGAUGAAGGACUUUGAGGAGGUCGUGAUGGUGGAGGAUGAGGCGCUGGAUAAGGGCAAGGGCAAGGCGAAGGCGGAGGAGGGAGGGAGGGGCGGCUCGGCGCUGGGCUUGACGGCGGAACCACAGGCUUCGGGGAGAUGA